AUGUCUUCUGGUCUGGUCUUAGAAAAUACGGCACGUAGAGAUGCGUUGAUUGCCAUCGAAAAGAAAUAUCAAAAAAUAUGGGCUGAAGAACAUCAAUUCGAAAUUGAUGCUCCAUCAAUUGAAGAUGAGCCCAUCACUAUGGACUCUGAAGAAUUGCACCGCAAAUACCCCAAGUUUAUGGCAUCUAUGGCCUAUCCUUACAUGAACGGUGUUUUACACGCCGGCCAUUGUUUCACUCUUUCCAAAGUCGAAUUUUCUAUCGGUUUCGAAAGAAUGAAUGGUAAGAGAGCUUUGUUCCCAUUAGGUUUCCACUGUACUGGUAUGCCAAUUCUAGCUUGUGCUGAUAAGUUAAAGAGAGAAGCCGAAUUAUUUGGUGACAACUACGACAAUGUACCAGCUGAAGAAGAAGAAACUAACGAAGAAACUCCAGUCGAAAAAGAACAUGAGGAUGUCACUAAGUUCAAAGCUAAGAAAUCAAAGGCUGCUGCCAAAAAAGGUCGUGGUAAAUAUCAAUUUGAGAUUAUGUUACAACUUGGUAUCCCAAGAGAACAAAUUAUCCAGUUUGCCGAUGCUAAGUAUUGGUUAACUUAUUUCCCACCUCUAUGUGAAAGUGAUUGUAGCUCGCUGGGUUCCCGUAUUGACUGGAGACGUUCUUUUGUCACUACCGAUGCUAAUCCUUAUUAUGAUGCUUUCAUCAGAUGGCAAAUGAACAAAUUAAAGGCUGCAGGUAAGAUCAAAUUUGGUGAACGUUACACCAUCUACUCAGAAAAAGAUGGUCAAGCUUGUAUGGACCACGAUAGACAAUCGGGUGAAGGUGUUACACCGCAAGAAUAUAUUGGUGUUAAAAUCGAAGCUUUGGAAUUCGCCGAUGAUGCUGCAGCAAUCAUUGACUCUACUUCCGCCAUUGACAAAUCUAAGAAGUUCUACUUUGUCGCCGCCACCUUGAGACCUGAAACCAUGUACGGUCAAACGUGUUGCUUCGUCUCUCCAACAAUUAAAUACGGUAUUUUCGAUGCUGGUGACUCUUAUUACAUUACUACUGAACGUGCAUUCAAAAACAUGUCAUACCAAAAGUUGACACCAAAGAGAGGCUUCUACAAACCAGUUGUUGCCAUUCCUGGUAAGGCCUUCAUUGGUACCAGAAUCCAUGCUCCACUAUCCGUAUAUCCAGAAUUAAGAAUUUUACCUAUGGAAACUGUCAUUGCCACUAAGGGUACCGGUGUGGUCACUUGUGUUCCAUCUAACUCCCCAGAUGACUAUAUUACUACCAAGGACUUGCUGCACAAGCCAGAAUAUUACGGUAUCAAAUCUGAAUGGAUUGACCAUGAGAUCGUUCCAAUUAUGCGUACUGAAAAGUAUGGUGAUUUAACUGCCAAAGCCAUUGUUGAAGAAAAGAAAAUUCAAUCUCCAAAGGAUAAAAAUUUAUUGGCAGAAGCCAAAAAGAUUGCUUACAAAGAAGAUUACUAUACUGGUACUAUGAUUUAUGGUCCUUACAAGGGCGAAAAGGUCGAAGUUGCCAAAAAUAAGGUCAAGGCUGAUAUGAUUGCUGCAGGUGAAGCUUUCGUUUACAACGAACCAGAGUCUUUAGUAACGUCUCGUUCUGGUGAUGACUGUAUUGUUUCUCUGGAAGAUCAAUGGUAUGUUGACUAUGGUGAAGAAAGCUGGAAGAAACAAGCCAUUGAAUGUUUGGAAGGUAUGCAACUAUUUGCUCCUGAAGUGAAGAACGCUUUCGAGGGUGUUUUGGAUUGGUUGAAAAACUGGGCCGUUUGUCGUACUUAUGGUUUGGGUACUAGGUUACCUUGGGAUGAAAAAUACUUAGUUGAAUCUUUAUCGGACUCUACUAUUUAUCAAUCAUUUUAUACUAUUGCUCAUUUGUUAUUCAAGGAUUACUUUGGUAAAGAAAUCGGUCCAUUAGGCAUCUCAGCAGACCAAAUGACCGAGGAAGUAUUUGACUACAUUUUCCAGCAUCAAGACGAUGUUAAGGAUUCUGAUAUUCCGUUAGUCUCCUUGCAAAAGUUGAGAAGAGAAUUCGAAUACUUUUAUCCAUUAGAUGUCUCUAUCUCUGGUAAAGAUUUGAUUCCAAAUCAUUUAACUUUUUUCAUCUAUACUCAUGUCGCAUUGUUCCCAAAGAAAUUCUGGCCAAAGGGUAUUAGAGCCAAUGGUCAUUUGAUGUUGAACAACGCCAAAAUGUCUAAGUCCACUGGUAAUUUCAUGACUUUAGAACAGACUGUCGAAAAGUUUGGUGCAGAUGCUUCUCGUAUUGCGUUUGCCGAUGCUGGUGACACUGUUGAAGAUGCCAAUUUUGAUGAAUCUAAUGCCAAUGCUGCUAUUUUAAGAUUAUUCAACUUGAAGGAAUGGGCAGAGGAUAUUACCCAGCAUCCCUCUCAUUUGAGAACCGGUGAAAUAACUGAUUUCUUUGACAUCGCAUUCGAACAUGAAAUGAAUGCUUUGAUCGAAAAGACUUACGAACAAUAUGCUUUAACUAAUUAUAAGAAUGCUUUGAAAUACGGUCUUUUUGAUUUCCAAGCUGCUAGAGAUUACUACCGUGAAGCUAGCGGUACCAUGCAUAAAGAUUUGAUUGCCCGUUACAUUGAAGCACAAGCCUUAUUGCUGGCUCCAAUUGCUCCACAUUUUGCUGAGUACAUGUACCGUGAAGUUUUAGGCAAGCAAAGUUCUGUACAAAAUGCUAAAUUUCCACGUGCUUCCAAGCCAAUAGAUAAGGGAGUUCUGGCCUCUUUGGAUUACUUAAGAAAUUUACAAAGAAGUAUUAGAGAAGGUGAAGGUCAAGCACUAAAGAAGAAAAAGGGUAAGUCUGCUGAAGUUGAUGCAUCCAGGCCAGUUAAGUUAAUUUUAUUAAUUUCUGAAUCUUUCCCAGAAUGGCAAUCACAAUGUGUUGAAGUUGUUCGUAAAAUGUUUGCUGAACAAACUUUAAAUGAUAACAAGAAGAUCAGAGAGUACGUCGAACCCAAGGAAAUGAAGAGAGCUAUGCCAUUCAUUUCUUUGUUAAAGCAACGUUUAGUUAGUGAAAGCCCAGAACAUGUCUUUGAAAGAGAAUUGCAAUUCAAUGAAAUUGACACCGUUAAAGCUGCUGCUAAGAAUGUUGAAAAGGCUGCUCAAGCUUUGAAAAUUGCUGAGUUCAGCGCAAUUUCUUUCCCAUAUGGCGCUAAGACUGGUAAGGAUAUAUUUACUGGUGAAGAAGUUGAAAUCCCACCUGUAACAAAGAUUGUUGAAAACGCUGUUCCAGGUAAUCCAGGUGUCAUUUUCCAAAACAUGUAA
This is a messenger RNA of Saccharomyces eubayanus, 3276 nucleotides long. It is a transcript of the gene CDC60, whose product is annotated as leucine--tRNA ligase CDC60. The record is from RefSeq and is a predicted model, not a curated record. Bases 1 to 3276 code for a protein of 1091 amino acids. Gene Ontology annotation, biological process: leucyl-tRNA aminoacylation. NCBI's taxonomy places the organism in Eukaryota, Fungi, Ascomycota, Saccharomycetes, Saccharomycetales, Saccharomycetaceae. The transcript has a single exon. Gene Ontology annotation, molecular function: aminoacyl-tRNA deacylase activity; leucine-tRNA ligase activity; ATP binding.